CUUCACUUCUUAAGCUUACCUCGUCUUGAAGAAACAGUUUUGACGAGUACCAAAACACCGUAAACACCCCCACCCUUAUGUCAUUAUAGUCUCUCGUAGAGAUUAUCAACACUCUUUUUUAUCUCUUUCGGUUCUUGAUCUCCGGUUGAGAAAUGGUCUGCUCGGAGCCGACGCGCUCAUUUCCGAGCUAUCUGGCGUCCUCGUCCUCGUCGUCUUCGGUUUCGGUCGGCGGCGAAGGCGCGGCUGAUCCGGUGAUGGUGAAGGAGGAGCUGGAGGCGGCCGAGGCGCUUGCGGAUUUGGCGCAUUUGGCGAUGCGCGAGAAUAGCGGCACCGAAUCCGCCGGGAAUUGGGGGGUCAAAGGGAAACGAGCUAAGAAGCGAGUCAAGAGUGAGUCUCCGCCUACGCCCUCCAGUUCGAGCCCGGUUGUUCCGGAUCUUCUUCCGCAGCAGGAUCAAGCAGUAAUAGGUCCAGUGCAAUGGGAAAGGGUAUCCGCAAAUGUUGAAGAACCAGUGAAGACUGAGCUGGUUCUAACCAAAAAGAUUACAAAGACUGAGCAAGACGCAGAAGUGACCAACUCAACUCCUAUCUGCACUACAAGUUAUCCAUCAUUUAACUGCACUAAGUCAAGGCGAAAUCUCACUGAGGAGGAAAAAGAAGAACGGAGAAUACGAAGGAUCUUGGCCAAUAGAGAGUCAGCUAGGCAGACGAUUCGCCGAAGGCAGGCUCUAUGUGAUGAUCUGACUAAAAAAGCUGCAGAUUUAACAUUGGAGAAUGAAAGUCUAAAGAGGAAAAAGGUAUUGGCCUUAAAACAAUAUCAGUCCUUGGAAGAAACAAAUAGGCUCUUAAAAUUUCAGAUGGCUAAGGCGAAAAAAGCAGAGAUUGAGGAGACUGCUGAUGAAAAUAUGUCAGCCUAUAUGAAAAUACCGUCGUCUUCACCUACCAAUUCCCCUUUGUUCUUGUUUAACCGUCCACCAUUUACACCCGUUUUCUGGCCUUCUAUCAUUCAAUCUUCAAAUUCCAUUCAGUUGCAGCAGGUACCACAAAAUCCAAUGGGGAUUCCAUCAAACAUCUCUUUAUCCUGUAAUGUGACAGCUGAUUCUUCACAUGAACCUGGAAACCCCAUAAACAUUAACGGAUCAAGAACCCCUAUGUAUGUAUUUCCAUGUCCUUGGUUCUUCCCUCAUUAUGAAAACGGGAAUGUACUCGAACCUCAGUCGUCAUGCCUAGAAAUUAAACAAGAAGGAGCUUUUUUUAAUAGUCAGGGAAUUGCUAGUUCAUCUUCAAGAAAUGCUGUACAGUUGGAAAACAACCAGUCAAGUUUCCCUGUUAGAUUAGACACAGAAGCUUCUGGCACAGUAGAAACCAAACCAAGUACUGAUCUAACUGAAAACCCAGCUCAGUUUCCUGACGAUAGAGGUGACCAACAUACAGGCAUUCACCACAAGGAAGAAGAAUCUCGAGAGAUGUUUCUUCCUCUGCUUAACCGUGGAGGAGUCUCAUCCAAUAUAAAGCAUGAAAGUGAACUGCAGUUAGAUGUUGGUGCCAAUUUUGAAAAGUCUUCAACAGCAGGCCAUCCAUUUUCUGCCUUGACGGAGAAGAAUAGUGAACCGAUCAUCUACCCCAGUAGGAAAAUGGCGGACGCCAUUGCAGCAGCUGAGGCGCGAAAGAGGAGGAAGAAACUCACGAAGCUAAAGAACCUCCACGGACGUCAAUGUCGAAUGCAAUGUUAAGCGUUGGGAUCAAACAUUGGGCAAGUAAAAUCUUGUGAUUUUCAUGGGAGUCGUUUAUUUCUUAGGGCUCCUUGCAGAUGGAGAGCAGAUCACAA
Argentina anserina (silverweed cinquefoil) is the source of this 1825-nucleotide messenger RNA. RefSeq lists its product as uncharacterized. The transcript is spliced from 6 exons. NCBI's taxonomy places the organism in Eukaryota, Viridiplantae, Streptophyta, Magnoliopsida, Rosales, Rosaceae. Gene Ontology annotation, biological process: regulation of DNA-templated transcription. Gene Ontology annotation, molecular function: sequence-specific DNA binding; DNA-binding transcription factor activity. The record is from RefSeq and is a predicted model, not a curated record. Gene Ontology annotation, cellular component: nucleus. The coding region runs from base 153 to 1730 and encodes 525 amino acids.